AAUUUCCGUUCAUUAGCUUUCAACGGUUCGGUCGGUCCACUGCCUCAGCGCGAUACACCUCGAGAUAAAACUACAAAUGAAAAGAACGCGUACGCAUGCCACAUACGUAUAACGAUGUAAACAAAGAGAUAGCAAUCAAAAAGGCGGUACAACGAGUGCAUUUUACAGAUACACACACCCAUGGUUCGGAGCAUUAAUCGAAACUGUGCCAAUUCUCGAGUGUCAAGUGCCAGACCAGAUUCUAGAAAUUCAAAGUGAAAUCAAAUUGGAAAAUAAAAUAAAAUAAAAUACAAUCAAGCAAUUAUGGACAAGCAAAUGCUUUGCCAUAUAUCGGCAUUUGGGCUGGUGUUCCUGCUGACCUUUGUGGCGGAGACUAAUGCCUAUGGAUUUGGACGUUGCCCCAACUAUCCAUCGAUGCCAAAGUUCAAUAUGAGUCGUGUUCUGGGCCAUUGGUAUGAGGUUGAACGUUCGUUUUACCUACCAGAGAUCGCUUCGGGCUGCACCACAUUUCAGUUCGAGCCGUACAGCAAGGGGGAACAGUCCAAGUUCCAAAACUUUAAGCUGGGAGUGGCCAUCAAGAACAUCAAUCGUAUAACUGGCAAUCCGAAUGUAAAUAUUGGCUAUGCCACGCCCGAGAACAGCCGAUCGUCCAUCAUGGAUUUCAAGUUUACAACACGCUUUCCGGAUGUGAUUGCCCGUCUGUUGCCUGGAUCUGGGAAGUACCAAGUGCUCUACACAGACUAUGAGAACUUUGCUAUCCUUUGGUCCUGCGGCAGCAUUGGCUCCCUCGGCCAUUCCGAUCAGAUAUGGAUAUUGGGGCGUGAUCGCGACUUCGAAGUUGACAUACGCUCCAAGGUGUACGAUGUGCUGAAGAAACUCUCACUGGAUCCGGACAGAUUGAUCAUUAGCAAAAACAAAAACUGCCCCGAGGCAAUCUGAGAAGCAGCUCAGAGCCCCAUGGGUCAUCCCCCCAUUUGUAUAUUUAUGUUCUCAUUUGGUUAAGGAACAUAUUGAAUUUCAUGCCUAAUCAUUUAGGCUGCUGUGAUAUCGAGGAGUGUGAAU
Messenger RNA from Drosophila guanche, 1062 nucleotides. Its product is annotated as apolipoprotein D. The record is from RefSeq and is a predicted model, not a curated record. Bases 304 to 939 code for a protein of 211 amino acids. Lineage: Eukaryota; Metazoa; Arthropoda; Insecta; Diptera; Drosophilidae. The transcript is spliced from 5 exons.